GCUAAACAAAUAAUUACUGAAGAGAAAGAUAGAUGUGGAUAUAAUUUAUCCAAUAUGUAGGUCAGAAAGUUGAUAAGAUGAAAAUUACAGAAGAAAAUAUUAGAAACAGAGGACAAAGUAAAAGAGUUUAACAUAUGUUUAACCAGAGCCCAAGGAGAUAAGAGAAAAAUUGUAUCAGAAGCAAUAGUUAAAGCAACAAUAAUUUUAAUUCUUCAGAAUUGAUGAAAACUUCAACAAGCAGAUUUAAGAGACCUAAAUAAACCUAACAGGAUAAAUUUAAAAAGAUAUCCAUAUCUAGAAACAUUGUAUUCAAAGCUCAGAAAACCAAAGAAAAAGAGAAAUCUUUUUUUUCAAAAGCCAUGGGAAAAGGACCUUGAACCCUCAAACACAUGACAGACUGACAGCUAUGCUCCAUGUUUCUCAACAGUAGCAAUGGAAAAAAAUAGAAAGUAAGAUAUCUUUAAUGUACUGAAGGAAGUUGGCAAACCUUUCUACCUAAAUGGUCUUUGCAUGUAAGAGUCAUCAAAUGAGAGCAUGAACUCAACUUGCUACCAGUUUAAUUUUAAAUUAUUCCAGAUGACAAGAAAGAAGUAGUGUAAAGACAUUUUAUCUCUUAAAUGUGACUUCUUAUAAUUUUCCUCUUUGCCCAUCCCUUGCAACAAUUCUGGGUCCAAGAGUUUGACCUAUCUCUGUUUCUAGCCUUCUUCAUCUCUAAUGACAUUCACUUCUACUCUAGCUUAGUCACCUAUAACCAUGACCUCUCUCUGGAGAUGGUAGUCUCUGAAAACUACAUAAUGUCUGAAGUCACAAAUUCAAAUAUAUUUCUUUUAAUCUGCAACUUAUUAUCUUUCCUGAAGAGCUUUAAUUACCAUUUAUGCCAAUAAAUCCCAAAUGUGACUCUAUAGCCCAAACGUCUUUCCUCAACUACAUUUAUGUAAUAGAAGCUAAUUUAUAUAACUGUCUAUAUGGAUGUUCAAACUCAUCCAUUUAAAAUUAAAACUGUUCCCUUCCUCAAAACUAAAUAUACCUUCACCAGCUCCAUAUCUUUUCCUCUUUCUUCUGCUUUUCCUGUGUUUAUCAGUUAAUAGAACCAACAGUCACUCAGUUCCCUAAGCCUGAAGACAAAGUACAUUUACCUUCAUGCCUUUCUACCCCACUCCUUCUAUGUUUAUCACCACAUCCCCUAUUGUUUUAUAAUUCUAAUACAACCCCUUCACUGCAUUUCUAGUUGAGGCCAAUGUUUCCUCUUACUUGUAUUAUUGCAACCAUUUGUAAUCAAUCUCUCACCUUUAAUCUUAUUCCUCUCUAAUUUAUUCGCAACUCUGAAACAGGAUAAUCUUUUUAAAAAGUAGAAACAUAAUCAUGCCACUUUUCUGUUUUAAUUAUAAUCCCUUUAAUAACCCUGCAUUUCUACUGGCAUAAAGUCCAAAUGCUUUGACAUAGUUACAAAAUAUUUGCUUAUCUUUCCAAUUUCAACUCUUACCACUUCUCUCCUCUUGCUCUAUGUCUUAGCCAUAUUGAUUUUGUUUAUUUCCUCCAAAUACUUCUCUUUAUUUGCAUUUGCGCAAUCUUAUUUUUAGUUUUCCUGAACAAUUUUACCCCAUGCCCAAUUUUUGUUUAAAGUACUCCUAUUAAUUUUUAAUGUAUCAAUUUAGAGUAUACUUUCUCCAGAAAAAUCUGUCUUGUAUUUCCAAAUUCUGGUUAGAUGACUAUCAUCUAUGCCCUUAUAGUAGCAUGAACUUUCUUUAUCAUGACAUUCAUUGUGCUCUAUUUAAAAUACAUGGUCAUUUUUCUGUCUCCCUCUUGCAUGUCAGGAACUACGUCUCUUUACCCUUCUAUCCCUAACACUUAUGACCAUUCCUUGCACAAAGUAUAUUCUCAAUAGCUAUCUGCUAAACUAAUUAAUUAAUAGAUAUAUAAACAUAUUUAGAAUUGUGCCUCUGGAAAGCCUGGGUCUGCAAAUGAUGAAAUUCAGUUUCACAACUAAACUGAGGUCUAAUUUGUUCAUAUUUUUAAAAAUGUUUAACUAGACUUGUUUUUAGAUUAAAAACCAGAAAUGUUUUAUUUUACUCACUACUUUUGAGCAUUUAUUUUCUACUCCUGCCAGCUAAGUCUCCUACUGAGUAUCCCUAAAUAAAUCGUACCAUUUAUGCAGCUCAAAAUGUCCACCCUUUCCAAAGCAACUGUUUUCAUAUACCAGGUUCAUUUUCAAGUACAUGAUCUCAUUCCUCUUUUCUAAGAGUAGUUGUGGAGAGAGCUAAGACCUCUAAUUCUCAUUUCCAAUUUUCCUAAAAAUCUCUUGCCUACUAAGUCAAUUACAUGUAAGAGUAUUCUUCACUAUCUUUAGUUGUUUAAUAUGUCUUCACAGAGAGAUCAUAACUCGUUUGAGGCAGGGGCUACAUCUUAAAUAUGCUUCUUACAUCUACUACAGCUAUAGCAGAUUGUGGCUGAUGAUGGAAAGGUAAUAGCAUCACAUAUCACAAAAAUGCAACUCGGAAAAUAGGCAUAUAGGAGGAGAAUAUAAUUGAAAUUUAUAGACAAACACACAAGAAAAAUUAAUAUUUUGUCUGAAACGUAUUGGAAUUUAUCUAAAACCUGAAAAUCUGCAGAGUCGCAUGGUGGCGCUGCAGGAUAAGAUGGUGAAAUUUUUGUAACCGCAGAUGCUCUGGUUUCCCUUAACCAUGGGAACUGAAAGCGCUGGAAAACCAGGAGAAAAUAGAUUUUCAAAAGGUAGGGCACCAUCAACACCUUCGCGACAGGAUUACGAGUUUCUAGAUUCCCAAAGGUCCAGGCUGAUAGGUGAGAGGAGCAACUUUAAGAGCUGCUAGAGACUGAGUGGAAACGUUUUCGACAGAAAGACGUUUGGCUAAGGAGCCAUGGAGCCGGGAAAGGGAAGAGCUCAGCGGACAAGGCAAGUGCUGCUUUUCUUUGUUUUCCUGGGAGGGUCUUUGGUGUGUUCUGAGACGUGGAGCUAUUCCAUAGCAGAGGAAAUGGAGGUCGGCACGUUUAUAGCUAACAUGGUGAAAGACAUGGGUUUGGAUGUGGAAGACCUGGCUGCACGGGGGGCCAGAGUCAUCUUUGACGACUAUAAACCUUAUUUGCGAUUGGAUCCACAGAAUGGCGACUUGCUCUUAAAUGAGCAGCUGGACCGGGAGGCACUUUGUGAUCUCACAGAGCCAUGUAUAUUGCAUUUCCAGGUGUUAUUUGAAAAUCCGUUGCAAUUUUUUCGGGCUGAGCUUUUGGUCAAAGACAUAAAUGAUCACACUCCCACGUUCCUAAACAAUCAUAUACUUCUAAAAAUCUCCGAAGGUACUACUCUAGGAACCUUAUUCCAAAUAGAUAGUGCGCAGGACUUGGAUGUGGGAAAGAAUGGUGUUCAAAACUAUACAAUAAGUCCCAAUCCCCAUUUCCACCUUAAAUUACGAGACAGCGAUGAGGGCAGAAAAUACCCAGAGUUGGUACUGGACCAAUCCCUGGAUCGAGAAAAGGAGUCUGAGCUUAGUUUAACGCUAACAGCCGUGGAUGGCGGGUCUCCACCCAGGUCUGGGACUACACUGAUUAACGUUGUGGUCCUGGACAUCAAUGACAAUGCCCCUGAAUUUGAGAAGCCAGUCUAUGAAGUUCAUGUACCUGAGAGCAGCCCUCUGGACUCCUUGAUCAUCAAAGCGUCUGCUACAGAUUUAGAUGCAGGAAUAAAUGGAGAACUGUCUUACUCAUUUUCCCACGUCUCCAGAGAUGUACGGAAAACAUUUGAAAUCCAUCCAAUUUCUGGCGAAGUCUAUUUAAAAGCACCUCUAGAUUUCGAGAUUAUUCAAUCUUAUGUCAUAAACAUUCAGGCCAUUGACGGUGGGAGCCUUUCUGGAAAAUCAAGCAUUUUAGUUCGGGUUGUAGAUGUGAAUGACAACCCGCCAGAAAUAGCCAUGACAUCUCUUACCAGCCCCAUACCGGAAAACUCUUCACCUGAGAUGGUGGUCGCUGUUUUCAGCAUACGAGACCAAGAUGCUGGAGACAAUGGCAGAAUGGUUUGCUCAAUUCAGGACAACCUCCCCUUUGUCUUGAAGCCUACCUUCAAGAAUUUUUACGCUCUGGUAACAGAACACCCACUGGACAGAGAGAUCAGAAAUGAAUAUAACAUCACCAUCACCGUGACCGACUUGGGGACACCCAGGCUGAAAACCGAGUACAACAUAACCGUGCUGGUCUCCGACGUCAAUGACAACGCCCCCGUCUUCACCCAAACCUCCUACACCCUGUUCGUCCGCGAGAACAACAGCCCCGCCCUGCACAUCGGCAGCGUCAGCGCCACAGACAGAGACUCAGGCACCAACGCCCAGAUCACCUACUCGCUGCUGCCGCCCCAGGACCCGCACCUGCCCCUCGCCUCCCUGGUCUCCAUCAACGCAGACAAUGGCCACCUAUUCGUCCUCAGGUCGCUGGACUACGAGGCCCUGCAGGCGUUCGAGUUUCGCAUGGGCGCCGCAGACCACGGCUCCCCGGCGCUGAGCAGCGAGGCGCUGGUGCGCGUGCUGGUGCUGGACGCCAACGACAACUCGCCCUUUGUGCUGUACCCGCUGCAGAACGGCUCGUCGCCCUGCACCGAACUGGUGCCCCGAGGGGCCGAGCCGGGCUACCUGGUGACCAAGGUGGUGGCGGUGGACGGUGACUCGGGCCAGAACGCCUGGCUGUCGUACCAGCUGCUCAAGGCCACAGAGCCCGGGCUGUUCGGCGUGUGGGCGCACAAUGGCGAGGUGCGCACCGCCAGGCUGCUGAGCGAGCGCGACGCGGCCAAGCACAGGCUGGUGGUGCUGGUCAAGGACAAUGGCGAGCCUCCGCGCUCGGCCACCGCCACGCUGCACGUGCUCCUGGUGGACGGCUUCUCCCAGCCCUACCUGCCGCUCCCGGAGGCGGCCCCGGCCCAGGCCCAGGCCGACUCGCUCACCGUCUACCUGGUGGUGGCAUUGGCCUCGGUGUCAUCGCUCUUCCUCCUCUCGGUGCUCCUGUUCGUGGCGGUGCGGCUGUGCAGGAGGAGCAGGGCGGCCCCGGUGGGUCGCUGCUCGGUGCCAGAGGGCCCCUUUCCAGGGCAUCUGGUGGACGUGAGCGGCACCGGGACCCUAUCCCAGAGCUACCAGUAUGAGGUGUGUCUGACGGGAGGCUCAGCAGCAAAUGAGUUCAAAUUCCUGAAGCCGAUAAUUCCCAAUCUCCUGCCCCGGGAUAGCGAAAUGGAGAAAGCCCCACCUUUCUGAAUGGCAUGGAGUGCAAUUAGGGAUCUGAUUAUGCUGCAAAACUUUUAGAAUGAG
Messenger RNA from Nomascus leucogenys (northern white-cheeked gibbon), 5297 nucleotides. RefSeq names its product protocadherin beta-18. NCBI's taxonomy places the organism in Eukaryota, Metazoa, Chordata, Mammalia, Primates, Hylobatidae. Gene Ontology annotation, biological process: homophilic cell-cell adhesion. Gene Ontology annotation, cellular component: plasma membrane. Gene Ontology annotation, molecular function: calcium ion binding. The record is from RefSeq and is a predicted model, not a curated record.